Messenger RNA from Didymodactylos carnosus, 663 nucleotides. Lineage: Eukaryota; Metazoa; Rotifera; Eurotatoria; Philodinida; Philodinidae. The record is from the annotation of a GenBank genome assembly.
AUGCCACUAGGUGUAUUUCAACGUUUAUUUGAUUUUGGCUCUAAAAAAGACGAGAAAAUAUCAUCACAAGACGCCAUACAACGUUUACAAGAUGUCGAAGAUUUAUUGAAUAAAAAAGUUCAAUUUCUAGAAACAAAAGUUGAUGAAGAAAAACAGACGGCAAUUAAAUGUUCAAAAGCAUCGAAUAAACGUGGAGCAUUAAAUGCUUUAAAACGAAAAAAACGUUAUGAAAAAGCGUUGCUACAAUUGGAUGGUACAUUGACAACACUUGAGACCCAACGUGAGCAUUUACAAAAUGCAUCAACGAAUAUGGACGUAUUGAAAGUAAUGAAAAAUGCUGCUGGAGCAUUGAAAAAAACAAAUCAAAAUUUAGAUGUUGAUACAGUACACGAUUUAAUGGACGAUUUAGCUGAACAAAAUGAAACAGCACAAGAAAUUGCUACAGCCAUAUCGUCACCUUACAUGACAGGUUCUGAAUAUAUUGAUGAUGCUGAACUAGAACGUGAGUUAAAUGCACUGGCUGCAGAUGAAGAUCGAAAAGAUAUGGAAAGAAUGGGCCCACUACCAGAUGUGCCGAAUAUAAAAUUACCUACCAGAGAAACGACUAAAGUAAAUCAAAAAGAAUUAGAUGAAUUAGCAGCAUUAGAACAAUGGGCAACAUAA